AUGAUGUACAUCGCAGGAGAGACACAAGAUGUUUCAGUUGAGACCCUCAAGGUCAUCGAGGACAUCAUCCGCGACCAAGUCGUUCACAUGUUGAAGACGGCAAACGACCUGGCUAGCCGCCGCGGCUCCCGCGUCUUCUCUAACAACGACCUCAUCUUCCAGUUCCGCCACGACAUCGCCCGCGUCGAACGCCUCCGCAUCUUCCUCACCUGGAAGGCGAUCCGCAAGACGGUCAAGGACUCGGACGACAAGGAAGGCGGCCUCCUCGACGACGCAGACAUGGAAGAGGGCGGCGGCGGCGGCCCAGCCUACGACGCACCCGCCGCCGCCGCCGUCAAGGCCAGGUUCCCCACCAUCACUCUGCCCUGGGACGUCUCGUCCUACUUCUCCGAGCAGGUGCCCGAGACGCAGGAGGACAUGGCCGACGUCGUCAGCAGCGAGGCCGCGCUGGAGAAGCUGCGCCGCAACGACGAGAGGACGAGGGACAUGAGCGUCGCCGAGUACGCGACCUGGUCCGAGUACCGGCACGCCUCGCUGACCUACCGCAAGGCGAAGAGGUUCCGGGAGUGGUGCGGGCUGGGUGUCGUCGCGGAGAACAGGCCGAACGACGACGUGAUGGACAUCUUGGGCUUCUUGACCUCGGAGAUGGUGCAGAACCUGACGGCGGGGGCCUUGAAGGUGCAGAUGCGGGAGCUGGCGCUGGUCGAGGGGUCUGGGAAAGAGACGGUGGAGAAUGGGCACGGGGGUCUGUUUGCCGAGCCUGAGGGGGUGAGGAGGCCGGUUGAUGUGAAGCAUGUGAGGAUUGCUUUUCAGCAGCUGCAAGGGCGGCCUAAGAAGAAUAGGGCGUUGUUGAAUGGGACGAAAACCCCAUGGUCGUCGGAGCUGAAGCUGGUGGGUGUUGUUGGCUGUCUUCUCGUCAAGAGCUUACAACAGCACCAUCCAGCACCCAACCACUCAACACUCAACAUGCUUUCUCAGUCUUUCAAGACCAUCGGCCUGGCCCUCCUCGGCCUGAGCACCAUCUCGACGGCCGCCUCCAUCCCGAAGACCGAGGUCGCCGUCCGGGACACGCGCACGGAACUCGCAGAGCGCAACGGCGCCAGCCGCCCCUUCUACGCCAUCGCCCACCGGGUCAUCGUGACGGCCGGCAUCGACGCGGCCCUCAAGCACGGGGCCAACGCCAUCGAGAUGGACUUCACGGCGUGGUGGACGGGCAAGAACUCGCCCAACUGGUGGGCGGACCACGACGGCACGGCGACGAGCUACGGCGACAUGGCGGAGGUGAUGUUCAAGUACCUCGCCGCCAAGCGCCAGGGCGGCGCCAACCUCAUCUUCGUCUGGCUCGACAUCAAGAACCCCAACUCGUGCGACCCGGCCGACAAGAAGUGGUACAAGUGCUCCGUCCACUACCUGCAGGACAUGGCGCGGCAGUACCUGCUCCCGGCCGGCAUCCACGUCGUGUACGGGACCAACAGCGACAGCGACAUCAACAAGGGCGCGUACGACAAGCUCGUCUCGCGCGGGGCGCUGCACGCGGGCGAGGCGAUCGACAUCGACGGCGACGCGGACGGCGUCGCGGCGCUGUUCCGCAAGUACGGCGACAAGAACCACACGCCCGUGUCCCAGCGCGUCAUGUCCCGCGGGCUCUUCGCGUGGACGCUGAAGCCGCAGACGAUCCUGGACCAGUUGAAGAAGGCCAAGGCGUCGAACCUGUACGGCCGCGUGUUCGGGUGGACGGCGGUCAACUACGACAACGACUACGACAUGAUCAAGAGCUUGAUCACUAACAAGAUUGACGGCUUGAUCUACGGUGGCAUCCUGAUGUACCAGGACGGGCCCAUGUCCAAGGCGCCUAUCGACCGCAUCAAGAAGGUCAUUUCUGAGAACCACGAGGUUCACCUUGCGACGGCCAACGAGUACCCUUGGUAG
Colletotrichum karsti is the source of this 1929-nucleotide messenger RNA. RefSeq names its product spt3. Lineage: Eukaryota; Fungi; Ascomycota; Sordariomycetes; Glomerellales; Glomerellaceae. Gene Ontology annotation, biological process: transcription by RNA polymerase II; lipid metabolic process. Gene Ontology annotation, cellular component: SAGA complex. The transcript is spliced from 3 exons. The record is from RefSeq and is a predicted model, not a curated record. Gene Ontology annotation, molecular function: transcription coregulator activity; phosphoric diester hydrolase activity. The coding region runs from base 1 to 1929 and encodes 642 amino acids.